Messenger RNA from Lineus longissimus, 2028 nucleotides. Its product is annotated as piggyBac transposable element-derived protein 4-like. The transcript has a single exon. NCBI's taxonomy places the organism in Eukaryota, Metazoa, Nemertea, Pilidiophora, Heteronemertea, Lineidae. The record is from RefSeq and is a predicted model, not a curated record. Bases 1 to 2028 code for a protein of 675 amino acids.
AUGGCCAGUGCAAAUCGGUCCCGAUUUUUUUCGACAAGAGAAGUUUUAGACGCGCUUGAUGGUGAUUCUGGUUCUGAAUUGGAAGUCAAUUCUGAUUCAGAAGGUGAGGAGGAAGACUCUGACGAUGCUCAGGCCCCAGAUUAUGGGGAUAGUGGUUCAGAUUAUGAGCCUGAGGCUUCAGGUUCAGGUAAUCAGCAUGCAUCUACUGACAUUAGUGAUAACGAAAGUGAUACAGUAACUGCUAUACCUGCCAAUGCCCCUAAACGUAAACGGGAUGCAAGUCCUGCCCCAUCUUCUGAUAGUCCUUCAUCAAGAAGCCCUUCCCCCCAGCCUAGGGAUCCAGUGCAGGCCCGAGGGCGGGGCAGCGUCCGAACACGUGGCGGUGGUGUUAGAGUUCGUGGACGUGGACGUGGACGCGGUGUAGGGGGAGGGAGGGCUGGCCGUAUUGCACCCCCUCAGAGAGCUUGGGAUGGUGAUCCUGCUGAGCUACCUGAUUUGCCAGCAUUUACAGGAGAUCCUAAAGUGAACCUUGACUUUGGAGAUGGCUUCCCUACUGCUCUUGAAGUUGUUGCUAAAUUUCUUGAUCAGGAUUUUUUCCGUCAUGUCAAGGAACAGUCAAAUCUAUUUCAUAGGCAAAAGAAACAAAGUGGUAAAAGGUAUUCUGUAAAUAGCUAUGUGGAAACUCACCAGACAGUCACCAUAGCAGAUCUGAAAAUCUUCCUGGCUAUUUUGAUACACAUGGGCCUUGUAAAAAAACCACAUAUUCGAGAUUACUGGUCUAUGAAAGGGGUGAACAAAACUACAUUUGCUAAAUCCAUUAUGCCUAGGAAUAUGUGGUGUUCUAUCCUGUCUAUGCUUCAUGUGGCAGAUAACACACACUACAUACCUAGAGGGCAAGAUGGACAUGACCCUCUUUAUAAAAUGAGGCCAAUAACUGAUAUGUUUCUGCAGAAAUUCAGGGAUGCUGUGUCUCCAACCCGAGAGAUCAGCCUAGAUGAAGGAACAUGUGCAUUCAAGGGCAGAGUGUCAUUUCGUGUUUACAAUAAAGAUAAGCCAGAGAAAUGGGGGAUAAAACUCUAUGAAGUCUGUGAAUCCAAAGGUGGUUAUUGCUUCGAAUUUGAGGUGUUCACCGGACGAGAAAACCAGCAGACCCAGGAUAUUACUUACCAUACAGUGAUGCGUCUCUGUGAUCCCCAUCUGGACAAAGGGCAUAUUUUGUACAUGGACAGAUACUACAGCAGUCCAAAGCUAUAUGAUGAACUGUGGAAUAGGGGAACUGUUGCCACUGGGACUGUGAUGGCCAACAGAAAGGGACUUCCACCUCAUGUGAAGGACAAACUGAGGAACAAGGGAGAUAUCGUUGCUUGGCGCGAGGGCUCUCUACUUUGUCUGAAGUGGAAGGACCGGAAAGAUGUGUUGAUUCUCUCAACACAGCACAACAAUGCCACCCAGCAGGUCAUGGUAAGAGCUCAAGGGGGUAGAAGACCCAAACAGAAGCCAGUUGCCAUUCAAAACUACAACGACUUCAUGUCAGGAGUAGAUCUUAGCGACCAGAUGAUGCAGUACUAUGCAUUCAAAAGAAAAACUCUAAAGUGGUGGAAGAAAUUAUUCUUCCAUAUGAUAUACCUUGCUCUUGUCAAUGCAAGAUGCUUCUACAACAAACUGCUUGCUGCAAAGGGAGAUGGCAAGGUGGCUUUGAAACCUUUUCUUGAGGAUGUCUGUGAGCAACUUGUAGAAUCUGCUGGUGUCGACCGGGAUGAUGAUGACAUUGAUGACGGGGACGCCGCGAGACUCGUUGCUCGUCAUUUCCCAUCCCAAAUCCCCCCCACAGACAAGAAGCAAAAGCCCACCAGGCAAUGCAAAGUCUGUUUUGCUCAAGCCCAACAUCAGAGAAGAGUAGAAAAUAGAGGGAGACCUGAUAAUAGACGAAAAGAAACAUCCUACUGGUGUGAGGAAUGUGGGGUUGCCCUCUGCGCUGUCCCAUGUUUCCGGCUGUUUCACACAGUGAAAAACUACCAUUUGAUUUAG